Eremothecium gossypii ATCC 10895 is the source of this 4311-nucleotide messenger RNA. It is a transcript of the gene BUD5, whose product is annotated as Ras family guanine nucleotide exchange factor BUD5. Bases 1 to 4311 code for a protein of 1436 amino acids. The record is from RefSeq and is marked provisional. Lineage: Eukaryota; Fungi; Ascomycota; Saccharomycetes; Saccharomycetales; Saccharomycetaceae. Gene Ontology annotation, biological process: positive regulation of GTPase activity; Ras protein signal transduction. Gene Ontology annotation, molecular function: protein binding; guanyl-nucleotide exchange factor activity. Gene Ontology annotation, cellular component: plasma membrane. The transcript has a single exon.
AUGUUUGGGCGCUUCCACAGAAAGAAGGGGAGGGGGCAGGCAUGGUCGGGAGCGUUGUCGCGAACUGAGCCGAAGAACAUGACCGGGAGGGGACACAACGAGUCUGUGCUCGAGUACGACGUAUCGCCGACGCGGCCACUGAGACUACCUUCGCUGUCUUCGUGCUCGGACACCACUGCCAUCAAGUCCACGGGCGACGGAUACGUACGGCGCAACCGGGAUGCGAAAUGCGAGUAUUCAGAGUCGCUGUCUUUGACCACCUACGCGACGGACGACAGUUACCAUACAGCCAGCUCCAAGGGCGUCUCAAUUCUCUCGCAGAGUACCAAGCUGAGGCCACUGUCGCAACGUAUAGCUCCGCUGAUGGAGAUGGACCCUGUGGAGACGCCUGUUGUCCAAAAAAAUGACGCCGCAGAUUGCCGGAAAUUUGAUAUGCUUGAUCAGAUAACCCCCAAGGCUGUAAACUACACCAAUGGAAUUCCCACCAUGGACCUGCAUCGUAGCUCUGUUGAGAAUACGACUGGGUUACUGAGCGGACUAGGGAUUUCGGGCUUAGAAGGCGAGGGGGCUGUCAGUGACACGAAAGUGGCAGAAAUGCAACAGCCCCGCGACUGCUGUACAGAAUCGCAUUACAGUACUAAAAAUCAGAAAGAGCAGGACAGCGUGAGCGAUGCGCGUGAGAACAGCUACAUGAAGGGGCUGCAACGCCGACAGACCAUACCAAGCAAAGAGAAUGUAGCUGCUGCACACAGGAAGACGCCUGAAAGGAGACCCGAGUGGCGAUCCUCAGGACACAUAAGUGCAAGGCGUUCCGUAGACCACGCAACAAGCUCCUCCGGAACCGAUCCCUUCUCUCAUCGGGACGAUGGUACUCAUAGGACUGUGAUGAGCGAUUCAGGUAGUGAGGGUUUGGCAAUGCAUCCUCCGCCAGCGGACAUGGUGGCCAACACGCCACCUCAAGUGGAAAAUCUCACAUAUUUGUUUAUCGUAUCCAUACAUGCCUUCGAUUCACAGAUACUCGAGAACAAGGAAGAUGCGACUAUAUGCUUGUCGUUUGAGAAGAACGAGCUAGCAUUCGUGCACACUGUCGACGAAUCUGGCUGGGGGGAGGUUACGUUGGUGAAAUCUGGCCGACGUGGUUGGGUACCCUUCAAUUACUUUGCUGACGUGGUCCGAGAGGAUAACAGCUUCAAGCUUAAUUCCACAGACUCGACAGGUAUGGACAGGAGACCAUUGGAAAAGCUUCUCUCAAACGCUGCUCAGUUCCUGCUAGAAUCGCAGAGUGUGGACCCGCAGCAAGAUAUAAAGGCAUUGUUGCGUGACAUCAAUGGUAUCAGGGAUGGGGUUAAGCAAUUGCUCGAGGAUACGAAUUGCGUAUCUCGGUCCAAUGAAUUGGUUAAGGCAAAAUCUCCGAUCAGAAGUUGUCGCAAAAAGGUUUUAGCCGAGUGGUAUAACCUUAUGCUUAAGGCAGACCAUUAUAAGCGCUCCAUGAAUAGCCAGCGCGUGGAGUUGUUGCAGCAAAUGGUUUACACAGUCCUUUGGCGCUCGUUUGAUUUCUACAAUACCUGGGUUAAGGAGAAACUCCACGACUUUAGCAGAAGUACUACACAAUCGAGCGUAAGGGAGUAUCCUACAUCAGCUGCAUUUGAGACUAUGCGCGAAGACGCCUCUUAUGCGACAGGAGCUUCUGUGGGCGAUCACACCACGUCCAGAUCAGAUCACCUCAUCCAGCAUUUAUCGACCCCACCUCACGCUGUGGCACGGCUCGAUGAAGUCCACGGCUUAUUGUUCACUUAUAUCGCCUUGAUUUUGGGGCGCCUGGAUAUGAUUGAACACAAUGCGGCUGGUUGCGAGGUUCUCGAGCUAAUCGUCCAUCAGAUUAUUUUAUUGCUACGCGAGCUACUAUAUAUUAGCAAAGCUUGCUCCUUAUUGAUUCAUGCCAAAUUCAGCAAUGCUUAUGAAAAUAAUCUUGACCAUAACUUGGACCCGCUAUUGUCAUUGGUUUCUGAGCUAGUCGCCUGUGUGAAGGUUUUUGUCACUGACACUAUUAAUGAGACCUAUGACAACAAUAAGCUAAUAGUACAAGAUGAGGUGUAUUGUUACACCUCAGAAGGUGAGCAUCUCAUUGUUAUAAUUGCGAAAAUGACACGACUUAUUAGCAGCGCGAUUAAUGGCUGUAAAAGCUACUUGAAGCUUAUUGGUGAUUUCCAAUUAGGGAACGACAGAAAAUACCCAGAUUUUGAACGGAUGAAGAUGACGCCAGACCAAUUUAUCCAAAAAUGUUCUAAAGGGAUAAUAAUGUCGCUUAACCAAAACGAUGACCUUCAUACACUUAUGGAGACUAAUAAGGAAAUGCUCGUUAGUUCGCCCUCAUUUUCAAAGAAACUGGUUCGUUUUUCGACUAUCCGCUCAGGUAUAAACAGAGGUUCACUCUCAGUAAACGGAACUCAGUUUCUCCAGGAAAUUAUGCCAGAUUCAGUUCCGUUUCAGAAGGAGCCGGUGUUUACACGAUUUAGCGUUGAUGAGUCAAUUGCGGUGGAAGAUGAUAUUGAUGUCAUAAACAAUCGCGCUGCUAUGAAAGAAGAAAUGUUAUACGAUAAAGGGGAUAACUUGAUCGGUGCUUCUUUUAGAGCUGUGAUCUUCAUGUUAACUGACGAGAAAGAUCUUGAUGAUGGUUUUCUCCUAGCGACUUUUUUGCUGAAUUUCAAGUCUUUUGGCACAAGUGUUGAUCUAGUCGAGGCAUUGAUUGCCCGGUUUGAUGUCACUGAUCGGUCUGCGCGCCUUGAGGUAGAGGACAACAGUGGGAAGUAUUCGUCGAGGUUUUCGAGGCUCAAACAGAGACGCAGAAAAGUUUGCAAAAUCUUUCAAAAGUGGAUGGAAAGCUUUUGGGACUACGAGAAGGACUACAUUUUACUUGCCACAAUUGUGAAUUUUUUCAAUGAAGCCGUUUCUGUAAAACUACCUACAGAAGCCAGACUUUUAAUUGAAACCGCGGCAAAACUAUCAUGCUUCACCCCUUCAACAAAUAGCGUUGCCAAGAAGGAAAGACUACAGCUAAACCCAAUACUUCUUGCUCCACAGGGAGGUUUGGUACCAAGCCCAUCGUAUUCAAGCAGACUAUCUGUUGUAUCGGUUGAUGAAAAAUUUAUUGAGGAAUACGAGCUCACACAAUUAUCAAGCAGCAGCAGGAGUUCUAUUUCUAUACCACAACCGCUAGUGAACUUGGGUUCAGCUUCAUUGAUGACUAGAAAGAACUUAACAGAUAUUCGGAGUCUACUUCUUGAAUAUGAUAGCCUGGUACCACAGCGAAGUGAGUGUUUAUAUGGCGGUUCCCCACAAAAGUCAAAACUGGCUGCCAUAAUAGCGAAGUGGGAAAAUUUGGUCUUUGAACAUAACAAACAGUCAAUUUUUGAGAACUUUAGCCAGACUACGUUGAAUAUUGCUGAGUUGAAUCCAAUUGAAGUAGCAAAACAGCUUACUUUGGUUGAGUCAGUAAUGUAUUUGGCCAUUAAACCAGUUGAGCUUCUGACCGGCGAUCUUUGUGAUCGGAAGCGCACAGAUGAGUCUUCGAAAGCGCGUACAAUUUUGAAUUUUACAAAUUUCCUAUCUCAAUAUGUUACGGAAUCGAUAAUUGGUCCCGGCUUCCAGCUCGAAGCCCGUGUCGACAGAUUGAGGGGAUGGUUGAAGAUUGCGCUUUCUGCAUUAUAUUUCCGAAACUUUAACUCUGUGGCUUCCAUUAUGACAGCCCUUCAGAGCCAUGCCAUUUCCCGCUUGUCAUUCAUCUGGGAGUCGCUGGACGAGAGAGACCGGGAUUUAUUCACUUACCUUUCAAAGAUUAUUCAUCCAAACAAUAAUUACAAAGUCUACAGGAUUAAGCUAAACAAAUUGGCCGAAGACUUUGUCCCCACCAGUUUACCGACGGCGAAAUCUCCUCUACCGGUCGUUCCUUUCUUUAAUUUAUUCAUACAAGACCUCACGUUCAUUAACGAGGGUAAUUGCAAAUUUAGGAAUCCAUCUUCAUUCAAACCGCAUAAAAUAGUCAACAUUGACAAGUACUUCCGGAUAACCAGGACUGUUUCAAUGCUGCAAUAUUUUCAAGUGCCUUAUGAUACCGAAUACAAAAGUGACAAUGAUGAGCAGGAUCACUUCUUCAACGUCUCAAAUGAACUUAAUGACUCCAUUAGCAUUGUUCCGUUACCGCUUUUACAAACUUUAAUACUUUAUGAGUUUUGGCGAAUUAGUACCCUAUAUUCAAGGGAUGGCGACAGAGCGUAUAACUUGAGUACCGGCUUGAAACCUGCGACAAACUGA